AUAACACACAGUCACACACCAUUAAGAUAGCAAGUAGCAACUUCUAAGACGGCCUCUAAAUGCACCCACGAAAAAAAAACAACCUUUUCCUAAGCCGGCUUGCAUCCCCAUCUCUUUCAUUUAAUUUUCUCCAAACUUUACCGUUUGCCUACCCUUUUUUAUAUAAUCCCCCCUCCAUUUUCUCAUUGGACUUCGUCUUUUUCUUUUUUAUUUAUUGGCGUUAAUUUUUCCCUCACAAUUAGGGUUAUCACUUAUAAUCAGGCUCUUCUUACACUAUAUACACCUCAAAAAAUAAACUCUCUUACAAAGUGUAACAUUUGAGAGCUCUUUCUCUUUUUAAUUUCCUUCUUUUUGAAGUGUGAGGUUUUUCAUGGUGAUGAGACCUUUGAGGAAAAAAAAGGACAGCAAAAACAAGAACAAUAAUAACAACAACGAUGAUGAUGAUGUCGAUAAUAUCCUCAAAACAAAUAGAAAUCGGAAAAGAAAACCCGAAAAAUCACCUCCACAACGUAGCUCCGUUUACAGGGGUGUUACUCGGCACCGUUGGACAGGUCGAUAUGAAGCUCAUUUAUGGGACAAGAAUUGUUGGAGUGAGAACAAGAACAAGAAAGGAAAGCAAGGGGCCUACGAUGACGAAGAAGCAGCUGCACAUGCAUAUGACUUAGCCGCACUGAAAUAUUGGGGGCAAGAGACCAUUACCAAUUUUCCUCUUACUACUUAUCGGAAAGAGCUUGUUGAAAUGAAUGGCCAAUCAAAGGAAGAGUACAUUGGUUCAUUAAGAAGGAAAAGCAGUGGUUUUUCUCGAGGAGUAUCAAAGUACAGAGGAGUGGCCAGGCAUCAUCAUAAUGGAAGAUGGGAAGCUCGUAUUGGAAGGGUCUUUGGCAACAAAUAUCUCUAUCUGGGAACUUAUGCUACUGAGGAAGAAGCGGCCACUGCAUACGAUAUAGCAGCUAUAGAAUAUCGAGGACUUAACGCCGUCACCAACUUUGACAUGAGUCGUUAUAUCAACUCUCUUGAUAACAACCCUACAAACUCCCCUACAGAUAGAGUCGAGCUCGAGACAGCCACAUCAGCACCAGGUGUUGGUGUGGGGCCCACUUUCUGCUCCAGCCCAUCAUCUACCUCAUCCGGCCCACCCAGGCCCAGGACUACUUGCUUUCCAGAUCAUAUCCAGACAUCCUUCGACAUUCAAGAUUCGAGCAGCUUUGCAGAGGAGCAUGGUAUUGUCUUUGGAUAUUACGAAGACUCUUUUGAAUCCAUCAUGUUUCAGUCUGAUCAACUUCAAACUAAUUAGUUAGAGAUCAAAAUUUAGCCAACAAAAAUUAAAUAAUAUAUAUGUAUUGCGGUGAAGGACUAGUUUUUUU
This is a messenger RNA of Striga asiatica, 1364 nucleotides long. Lineage: Eukaryota; Viridiplantae; Streptophyta; Magnoliopsida; Lamiales; Orobanchaceae. The record is from the annotation of a GenBank genome assembly.